Mollisia scopiformis is the source of this 1295-nucleotide messenger RNA. RefSeq names its product ICMT-domain-containing protein. The record is from RefSeq and is a predicted model, not a curated record. Gene Ontology annotation, molecular function: protein C-terminal S-isoprenylcysteine carboxyl O-methyltransferase activity. Lineage: Eukaryota; Fungi; Ascomycota; Leotiomycetes; Helotiales; Mollisiaceae. Gene Ontology annotation, cellular component: membrane; endoplasmic reticulum. The transcript has a single exon. The coding region runs from base 144 to 1055 and encodes 303 amino acids. Gene Ontology annotation, biological process: C-terminal protein methylation.
GUUCUCGUGCCCUUGAAACAUCUCAUUGUCUUGCCCGCACAUCAUCGCAUUCCAUUCUCGGCGAAUCGUUUCUCUCAUUCUCACAACAUGAAAUUAUAGUAAAGUCUCUCACUAUCAAAAAAGCACAUUCUCUACUUUCAAACAUGGCUUCAGAAACCCCCUCCGCUCACGAUCCAACGACCUCCUCUACCUCAACCUCAUGGGAACCACCCCGCCGCAGAAACGUUCUCAACGAUGCCUCCUCUCUCAUCAACGGCGGUGGACUCGGAGACCCCUCCUCCUCUCGCGGAGCCAUGCCACCUCCCUCCAAACCCUCCGACAUAGCUCUCGCCCUCGACAUGUUCGAAAAACAAUUCUACCCCCUCGAACCCAAGUCCCUUUCAGGAAUCGCUCUGCGAGCCUUUCUCCUCGGCCUAACCCUCGCCCUCUCCUCCAUCCUCACCAUCUACCUGCUCUCGACCUCCCACCCCAUCUGGCGCUUCCCCUUCUCCCUCGCCUCGCUCUCCCUCUUCCACUUCCUCGAAUUCUACACCACGGCCCUGACCAACGUCCCCGCCGCCUCCGUCUCCUCCUUCCUCCUCUCCAGCAACGGCUCCGCUUACAUGAUCGCCCACCUCGCCUCCAUGACCGAGUGUCUACUCUCGCACUUCCUCCUCCCCACCUCCGUCCUCUCGCCCACGACCCACUACAUCAUCCUCUCUCUCGGCCUCUCCCUCAUAAUUCUCGGACAAACGAUCCGCGCCCUCGCUAUGCUGAAAGCUGGGACCAAUUUCUCGCAUUUCGUGCGGCGACACAAGGCGCAGAGCCACGAACUAGUGACGUCUGGUAUCUACGCCUGGUUUCGGCAUCCGAGCUAUUUUGGGUAUUUCUGGUGGGGUAUUGGGACGCAGCUUGUGUACGGGAAUGCGGUUUGCUUGUUGGCGUUUGGGGUUGUGUUGUGGAAGUUCUUUAGUAAGAGGAUUGAGGGGGAGGAGAAGUUGUUGGUUAAGUUCUUUGGGGGUGAGUAUUUGGCGUAUAGGAAGAAGACUUGGGUUGGGAUUCCGUUUAUUAGGUGAAGUGUGGGUUUUGGGAUGGGUUCACGGCGUUGGGUAUGGGAGUCUGUUUUGAUCUGGGGACUGGCGUAGGUAUGAGGAUUUCGGAUGGCAUAGCGAAGGAUAAGGGCACGAAGCAUUCUAGGCUGGAUAAUGAGCGAGCAUUUAAUAGCCAUAGCACUUGCUUGCAUGUCAGAUUUCACACCUGUUAUUCUCACAAUGAUAACUUUGGUGAUAGAGUAAUGAUAAUAUUCCAAUCCACCC